AUGUAUGUUUUUCGGGAAAGAACAACAUUGAAACGAUGGAACGUAGACCGUGUUGCUUUCAUGACAUGCGUCUUCAGCGACCUCAUUGCUAAGGAUUACCAGAAUUUCUGUAAGGGUAUUAAGAAAUACACCAUGGAUCCAUUAUUACUUCAAUACGGUAAAGGUGAACUGCUUUCCCAUGGAAGAACACGGAUGUUGUGGAAUGUCGAUGUGGAUCGGAUGUAUGUUCCUGUCUGGGAAGUGGAAGCUUUCGCGCAGCUUAUUCCUCGGAUUGUCAAGGCUGUGCAGUCAUUGACAAUACAGAAGCAUCUCCACAUCACUCCGUACAAUGUUUCCUAUGUACCUAUGAGUGGUCUUAACCGACUUCAAUGUCAUUGUGGUGUGUACACUAUAAAACACAUCGAAUGCCACGUGCUUGGGUUGGACAUAUCUAUGGUGAGUGAUGAGAACAUCUGGGGAGCUCGGAUAAAGAUUAUGUGGGAUCUAUGGGAAGCAGCUAAUGAUCUAGAACUGAUUGAGAGAAUGUCAAAGUAUGAGCCUAUUAAGUGUAGUAAGCCUGCCGAGUAUGUUGAGAUUGAUGAUUUAUGA
Brassica oleracea var. oleracea is the source of this 588-nucleotide messenger RNA. RefSeq lists its product as uncharacterized. The transcript is spliced from 2 exons. NCBI's taxonomy places the organism in Eukaryota, Viridiplantae, Streptophyta, Magnoliopsida, Brassicales, Brassicaceae. The record is from RefSeq and is a predicted model, not a curated record. Bases 1 to 588 code for a protein of 195 amino acids.